GUCGCUUCUCAUCGUCGGUAUAUCCCCGCCGCCGCUUCGGGAUAUCGAUGGACAAUCAAAAGGCAGCUCCCACCAUGGAGCUUGAACACGCCAUCGGGUUUUCAGGGAUCUCGGCUGGGUUGCAUUACCAUCCGAAUGGUCAAGAUUACGUGUACCCUGCGGGAGGUUGCAUCGUGAUUGCGUCCUUGAGCGACCCGCACAACCAAGUGUUUCUCCGUGGCCACGAUGCCAACAUCACGUGCCUGUCCAUGUCGCCCACAGGAAGAUACCUCGCUUCGGGUCAAGCAGGAUCGAACGCGGACAUUUUGGUCUGGGACUACUCGUCGCGUCAAUUGCUAUUUCGCCUGUCCGAGCACGACUUUGGUAUCAACGCUGUGGCAUUUUCCCACGACGAAAAGCUCCUCGUGAGUGUCGGCAGCGAGCGCGACGCCCGCAUCUUCGUUUGGGACAUGGCGUCCGGCAACAUCGUCACGACCCAGCAAAAGCUCCAGGCGACGGUGCUUGCCGUGUGCUGGGGCGGGUUUCACCGCGACGUGAAGCGACGGGACACGACGUCGUACCUUUUCGCGACGGGGGGUACCCGCAUGCUCCAGUUCUGGGUGCUCAACCCUGCGUCGGGGGAGCUCGUGGCGAGCAAAGUCGAGUUCGGCGCGCCCGUCGUCCGCGACUACACGUGCGUGCAAUUCACCCCCGACCGCGAAACCAUGGUGGCCGGCACCACAAGCGGCGACUUUGCAGUCGUGCACGUCAAGACCCGGCGGUUCCUCCAAAGCAUCAUGGCAUGUACAUGUGGUGUGCUGUCGCUGUGUACGUUCGACGCGGGGGUACUCGUCGGCGGUGGCGACGGCAGCUUGUUAUUUUUCAAUUCCGAGUUUGUCGACUCGGCCAAGCAGGCGCUCGUGGGGCCUAUCGCUGGGCUCAGUCCGUUGGUUGGGUCGUCGGCUUCGUCAGGGGCGCUGCAAGUGAUGGCGGGUACGCAGAGCGGAUUCAUCUACCACGUGACUGUGCACCCAUCGUCCAUGUCUUCGCGGCUGAUUUGCGAAAACCAUUCGAACGGCGUGCUGUCGGUCGCAUUUGCCGCGCAGCACUCGGACCGGUUCGCGACCAUCUCCAAGGACUGCACGAUUCGGAUAUGGGACGGCUCCGACUACUCAGUCGUCGUGCGCAUGGCGGUGCAGAACGCUGGCAUGCCCACAUGUUUGGCGUUUUCGCUUGACAUUGUACUCUCAGGGUGGCAAGAUGGUUGUUUGCGUUGUCACAGCUCGGACACUGGCCACCAAUUGUGGGUCAUCGACAACGCCCACACUGGAGGUGUCACGGCACUUGUGCUAAGUAAUAACCAGCGGUUCAUUGUCACGGGCGGGAUGGGCGGCGACGUGCGUGUAUGGGACAUACGGAAGCGCGACAUGGUAUCUCAUUUGAAGGAGCAUUCGAUGGCCAUCACGGGCCUCGCGCUGUUUGAAGACGACGUGCACUUGGUCAGCUGCAGUCGAGACAAGUCGUUUCUGUGCUGGGAACUGCGCACCGAGCGCCGAAUCGCUUCGCAUAUUCAACGCAUGGGCGGGUUGAAUGCGAUAGCGUUGUCGCGUAACCAAAGUAUUGUGCUCACGGUGGGCCAAGAAAAACGCAUUUCGUACUGGGAUUUGCGUAUUGAAGCCCCUGUGAACGUUGUGACCAAGGCGCACGCAGACGAAGCCACGUGCUUGGCCGUGGCGCACACGAUGCCGUACUUUGCGACGGGCGGCACGGACCAGCUGAUCAAAUUGUGGUCGUUUGAUACUGGACUGUUGAUCAUGGACGGGAUUGGACACUCGGGAUCCGUGCGAGCUCUGGAAUUUAGCCCGGACGACCGCCAACUCGUGUCGGUGGGCGACGAAGGCAGCAUUUUCGUGUGGAAUUUGUUCUCCGACUAACUCGGAAUAAUGCUUGCAGUUGGUUGUUCCCAUGCUGAUUUG
This is a messenger RNA of Aphanomyces astaci, 1955 nucleotides long. RefSeq lists its product as hypothetical. Lineage: Eukaryota; Oomycota; Saprolegniomycetes; Saprolegniales; Verrucalvaceae. Gene Ontology annotation, biological process: cilium assembly. The transcript is spliced from 8 exons. Gene Ontology annotation, molecular function: protein binding. Bases 48 to 1913 code for a protein of 621 amino acids. The record is from RefSeq and is a predicted model, not a curated record.